Molecule: messenger RNA, 3849 nt
Organism: Vanessa atalanta (red admiral)
Lineage: Eukaryota; Metazoa; Arthropoda; Insecta; Lepidoptera; Nymphalidae
Gene: mub
Product: poly(rC)-binding protein 3
Exons: 15
Coding region: 708-1904 (398 amino acids)
Biological process (GO): regulation of RNA metabolic process; regulation of gene expression
Cellular component (GO): nucleus; cytoplasm
Molecular function (GO): mRNA binding
Source: RefSeq, a predicted model, not a curated record
GGGGCCGGGGGUUAGUUCGCUGCAUCCUUUUUGCUCACGGGAGCGCGCGACGCUAGGCGGGCGGGAGGCCCUGGUUCAGCGUCACUCACGUCGACUCGGUCUCCUCGGUCGUGUGUCCGAACCUCUCCUGUCCGUGACGUACGAUAUCCAAAUCCUACCGGUACUAAUUUGAGCGUGCCGUUUUCCCGAAGUAUCAUUUUGAAAAUAAAUAAACCUCUCAUUCAUUAAAAUAAAUUUUCAUCGUUUUCAUCUCGUUUCCGUUUUUUAACAGUUCAUUUCGUAGUUUUAAAAUUGAUUUUGUUGUGUCUUUAAGAUUAAAUAAAUUGAAUAGCUUAACUGUGACUUUCGACUAGACAUUUGUGAUUGAGAAAAAGAAUAUUUGGAUUAUAGGAGAAGUGAAAAGUGUCCCAAGUCAAAGGCGCCAGUUUCAAGUUGCCGAUCUCAUUUACAUCUUUUAAGUAGAUUGGAACCAGAACCAGCGAAAUUCUUAAGAUAUUAAACAAGGCGUGCUUCAAACAACAAUUCACUUCUAAAUUUGAAAAGUUUUGAACGGGAUCAAACGAGCGGGAUUUAAAUCUUACCCUGCCUGCAGUGCGUGCCAAGAGCCCCAGAGUCCCAGCCAUUAGAUUGAGUGGAGUGUCCCCUGCCCACACGUAGCCCUGUACGCAGCCAAAAUUCCGCGAGAUACAACGGACACCUCCUCCAGCAUGGAUCUGGAGAAAGCCCCCACUCUCCAUGAAGAAGACUCCAAAGUUACCCUCACUAUCAGAUUGAUUAUGCAGGGGAAGGAGGUUGGCAGCAUCAUUGGAAAAAAAGGCGAAAUUGUUAAAAGAUUUAGAGAAGAGUCUGGAGCUAAAAUCAAUAUAUCAGAUGGAUCAUGUCCAGAGCGAAUUGUUACAGUCACUGGCAACACGAGUGCUAUAUUCAAAGCUUUCACACUCAUCUGCAAGAAGUUUGAAGAGUGGUGCUCGCAGUUCAACGAGGGCGGCGGCGGCGGCUCGCGCGCGCCCAUCACGCUGCGGCUCAUCGUGCCCGCGUCGCAGUGCGGCUCGCUCAUCGGCAAGGGCGGCUCCAAGAUCAAGGAGAUCCGUGACGUCACGGGCGCCAACAUACAGGUUGCAAGUGAGAUGCUUCCAAACUCAACUGAGAGAGCGGUGACGAUCAGUGGCACAUGCGACGCCAUAACACAGUGCAUUUAUCACAUUUGCUGUGUUAUGCUCGAGAGUCCACCAAAAGGUGCAACAAUUCCAUACAGACCAAAGCCAAACGUCGCAGGACCUGUCAUACUAGCUGGCGGUCAAGCCUACACAAUACAGGGAAAUUACGCCGUACCGGCGCAAGAUGCGGUGUGCGCGCCCGUGUUCCCCGUGCUGGAGAUGAAGCCGCCCCUGGUGGGCGCGCUGCCUCCCGCGCACCUGCUGCCGCCGCUGCACGAACACCACCUUAUGGGUGGGCUAGCUAAGUCACCGCUAGCAGGAUUAGCUGCUCUCGGACUUGGAGGUCUCGGACCAGCGAAUACUGGCGGUCUUAAUCCAGCAGCGCUGGCGGCGCUGGCCGGCUCGCAGCUGCGCACGUCCAACCAGACGCGCAACACGCCCGCCACCAACCAGCAGUCGCACGAGAUGACGGUGCCCAACGAGCUCAUCGGCUGCAUCAUUGGCAAGGGGGGCACCAAAAUCGCAGAAAUUCGCCAAAUCUCAGGCGCAAUGAUCCGGAUAUCGAAUUGUGAGGAGCGCGAGGGUGGGAGCACCGACCGCACCAUCACGAUCUCCGGCAACCCUGACUCCGUCGCUCUGGCCCAGUAUCUCAUCAAUAUGAGGAUCACGAUGGAGACGGCGGGGCUGCCGCUGCCCGGCUACCACUACAUCGCGCCCAACCACAUCGUCAAGGCGCCGAUCCAUUGAAUGGGGCUCCGUGGCCAGACUUCCAGCAUUGCAACCAAGUUCUACAACACCGACCGCUACUACAUCCAACCGCAAUACGGGAAUCUGGCUCCGAUGUACUUCUUCAAAUAAAAUAAAAACAUUUCGACCAAACGAUCGGGAAACGAGAGGGAAAGCGAUCGGCGAAUAGCUGAAUGUAUGUUUACAUUUGUUACGAGUUUAUAAGUAUUUUAGAUAUUCUUAUAUUUAUUCUCCAAUGUUUGAUUGAUUGGAGUUCACCCGUCGGUCGUGUGAUCGAUUGUCGAGAGAGUGGUAGUAAUUCGGCACUCGAAUGAUGAAAACUAAUUAAAGGACUGAAAUUUUGAAUAUUUAUUCGGUCCGUGAACAGUGCACGACGAUAAAUAUGAGGAGCGCAUAAUAGAAAUCUAUAAUUUUUUGCCUUUGUUCACUGUUCAGGGAAUAAGAUUUCCGACGUCGGGAGUGACUAAGCUGAUCGAAUUUACUACGGAUUUAAGCGGUCAAAUAAUUCUAUAUUCGGUUGGAUCUUUCAUUAUUUAUGAUCGGUAGAGUACUGAUCGGAAAUAAACAAAUGUUCGAAAUUAUUUAAUCGAGCGUCGGCGUACAUUAGAUGUAGAUGCGUUACAAUCGACCUCGGAUCUGCUGACGUAGCUUAGCGUUAGACUAGCGAACAGAGUGAGAGGGUUAAAGACAAUAUUUGUAAAUAACAUAAUCGUAAUUACCUGGAAAAUUAGGUGUUACAGUAAGCACUCUUACAUUCUUGCGUUUAAUGGCAAUUUUGUUCCAAAAAUCGUAUGUUAUUGAUUACUUGAACUGCACCGAGAAACAUUUUUGUUUGGAGGUGCGACCGGUUGUUUCGGAAGUCAUUUUAAUUGAAAGAUAGUUCGGACGCUCUUGACAUUAUGAUAAAUUGUUUUUUUCUUGCGAUUUUUGAUAUAUUCUACUCGUACAAAAUUGUCAUUAAUAGCCAGUUUGUAAGUUUUACAAGGUCCGUCGUGCGAACGCGAUGUGGCUUUACGAAACCGAUGGGAUCAAAUCCUUUAAGAAACUUACAUUAACAGAGAAACGGUGGCGAACUGAAACAUUCAGUAUAUUAUAUUUUAAAAUAUCGUCUAUUAUCACAAAAAAGACGUUAGAUGUAAAAUAGUGUUACUAAAUGUGAUAGUCUUCUAAUUUAUUUAACAUUUGAAGAAUUCUAACAUAAACACCUCGUGUACAUCGGCAACAGCGUUUUAAGUCGAAUAAAUAAUAUUGGUCCAGGGAUCAAAGCCAAAGAUUGUUGAAUUUGUUUAACAUUAUGAAUGUUGUGGAUUUAUUGCUAAAUUAUUCUGAAUGUAGUUACAAUUUAGUGAAUUAAGAACAGUUUAUUUCGAUUACUUUAUUACCCUCUCCAGACUGCUCAUGAUAUUUAGUCUUAGAUUGAGAUUUUAGAUAGUCUGUGGUAAGAAACAUAAAAAAGAAAAAUGAAAAAAAAAAGUUUAGGUUUAACUAGACUAAGGUAAGUAUAGGACCAGUGUAUUAAGAUGCUUUCCAGUAAAGUAUUUUUGAUCUUUUAGAAAGAAAUAGUGCCACAUUAUAAAAUAUUUUGUGCCAAAAUACAUGCAACAAUGCCAAUAAUAAACAGUCAAGUUAAUAUAUAAAAAGUAACACUCGAUAUUCGAAACUAUUGGGUAUCUUAAAAAUUGAAACACGUUAAUUUAAACCACCAAUAACAUUAUUUUGCACCCUAGAGUAAGACCACUUUCACAGUUAGGAUAAAGAAUCUUCAAACAUAUCCCUAACGUAUCCCUUAUGUCUUCCCUUCCAGUAUUUAAUUGUGAAUUUUUGAACUUUAGUGCCAAAUAUCUAUAUACAAUGAUUUUAAUUAUUAUGUGUUUGUGACGUUCUUAAAAUUAUUAUAAUUACAAUUAAUAAUAUUUUUAGUACUAGUCAAAUUGGUCUGAUAAAA